AUGGAGGUGGUGUUGGCGAAAGAGUGUGAAUACCGUGUGGAGGUGCCGCCGCAGAGGGAAGUGGGCAUCAAGCUCGAAUCUGGAUCAGCCGAAAUUUUCGGCGUAGAAUUGGCUAUCGACCGCGAGUACUUGUUUCGUGAUCGAAAGCUGGCUAUCUUUACUUGGUAUGGUUGUACGUUAAAGGUGCGUGGUGCUCCUGAAGAGGCUUACAUUUCGGAAGAGACACCCAUGGAUAGCUACCUCAACAUACACGCUCAGCUCCAGCGCCGUCGCGAGCUGGCUAAGGCCAAGCACGUCGCCGGCCCCCGCGUGCUCGUCUGCGGACCCAUUGACAGCGGCAAGUCCACGCUUUGUCAAAUUCUUGUCAACUACGCGUUACGUUUGGGCGAGAAACCUACGCUUGUUGAGCUUGAUGUCGGACACGGCUUCCUCAGCGUCCCAGGUACGCUUUCAGCCACGCCAUUGGACAUGAACUCGCUUAGCAUCGAAGAGGACUUUAUUUUAACAAACCCGCUGGCUUACUUUUACGGUCAUGCCGCUUCCUCUGAAAAUGUCGAGCUUUUUCAAUAUCAGCAGCGACAACUGGCUAUGUCAGUCAAGAAAAGAAUGAACAAUGAUGAGGAAGUGAAUGGGUCUGGCUGCGUUAUCAAUACGAGCGGGUGGGUGGACGGCGCGGGUUUUGACCUGCUGGUACACGCCAUCAAGGACUUUGACGUGGACGUGGUUUUAGUCAUCGGUCAAGACCGUCUUUAUAGUCGUUUGCAGAGCGCACUGACUGGUCAGAAUGCGGACGGAGAUAAUAGGUCCAUUGUUAAGCUAUCGCGGUCAGGCGGAGUGGUCCCUUUAAAUAACAAACUUCGCUCGGCGGCACGCAUCAGUUGUAUUCGCGAGUACUUUUACGGAGCUCACUCACUCAGUCUGGCGAUUCCGUCGUUGUCACCCUGUAUCAAUGAAUUUUCGUUCGAUGACGUUACAUUUUUUGCGAUCAAAGACAUGAAGGUGUCCGAUGUAAUGCUUCCAGUCGGCCAAGCAGAGGUGCAGACUGACCGCCUGCGUGUGGUGCCUGUGGAGAAGACGGUAGACUUGGGUCACUCGUUAGCAGCUGUUGCACACUCGGGGGCUAACCAAAAUGCGUCCGAUUCAUCACCACUCAAUUUCUCGUGGCUUCUCGGUUCUCCUGCUGCAGGCUUUGUGUUUAUUAAGGAGGUUCGAAUGGCCGAACAGAAGUUGGUGCUUCUUGUUCCUUCUCCUGGUCCGUUACCUUCGCGGAAUCUAGUGAUAGGGUCAAUCAAAUGGAUGGAAUAA
Messenger RNA from Plasmopara halstedii, 1305 nucleotides. Its product is annotated as pre-mrna cleavage complex ii protein. The record is from RefSeq and is a predicted model, not a curated record. Gene Ontology annotation, cellular component: nucleus; mRNA cleavage factor complex. Gene Ontology annotation, molecular function: polynucleotide 5'-hydroxyl-kinase activity. Lineage: Eukaryota; Oomycota; Peronosporomycetes; Peronosporales; Peronosporaceae. Bases 1 to 1305 code for a protein of 434 amino acids. Gene Ontology annotation, biological process: tRNA splicing, via endonucleolytic cleavage and ligation. The transcript is spliced from 3 exons.